This is a messenger RNA of Lactuca saligna, 333 nucleotides long. NCBI's taxonomy places the organism in Eukaryota, Viridiplantae, Streptophyta, Magnoliopsida, Asterales, Asteraceae. The record is from the annotation of a GenBank genome assembly.
AUGAAGCCCCAGUACAAAACUUGGAGUGCGCACAAAAUUGAUGCCAUGAAGGUCACUAGGCCAAUCGAGACUGAAAGCUUCCCAAAUGCGAAGUUUAAAGUUGCGAGAGGAUCAACUUGUCAAGCCUACGAAUUCACCCUCACAGACAUGCCAUGUUUAAAUCCUAAUGACUCGAUCGUUCUCUACAACAUGUUGAUGCGAGAGAAAGAUAAGUACGAGCCUGUUAUGUCCUAUCUCCAAGUUAUGAUCAAGUCAUAUAUUCAAGAGGUUGGAUCGAUGGAUGUGGACAUUGCCACUGUUUUGAAAAAAAAAAAAGCCGAUAAUUGUUCCUAA